AUGCUUGUGGGCGCCCGAAGGGAGAUUAAGCCAGGGCGGUUUCGACGGCGAGAGCGUGUGCGUUCUCGAAGAAAAGGGGCGUGCAUUUUUCCCACAGGGCUGAAGACUGAAAUGGAGGGGCGCCCUGCUCGUGUGCGCCCAUGUGCGCCUUCGCCAUGUCUUGCCGGAGAGAUGCAUACGCUGGCGCCAGGUGUGGUUGAGCGACAGCACUUGCACUCUGCGCCCACGCGAUGGCAAUAUGGAAGUGCGGCCUGGUCUGGCGCCCUUUGGUUCCACGCAGCGGUCAGCAUGUGCGGGGCCUGCCCGUCGAGGCGUAUAGUAGUGUGGCGCUGGCGGUUGGUCUUUUUUUACGCCAAACGCCAAAAGCCAAAAGCCAAACGCUGGCCGCGGUCGCUGGCCGGCAGAGAUGAUUCAGUAGGCCAUGGAAGCGGCGGGAUGUGGAGUAGAUGUGCGGCCACGAGGCAUGACUUCAUCCAGCAGCGCUGCAUGGGCAGGGCAGGGCAGGGCAGGACAGGGCAAGGCAAGGCAAGGCAUGUGGUGGAUCAGCAAACUCAGUGA
Messenger RNA from Bipolaris oryzae ATCC 44560, 558 nucleotides. RefSeq lists its product as uncharacterized. NCBI's taxonomy places the organism in Eukaryota, Fungi, Ascomycota, Dothideomycetes, Pleosporales, Pleosporaceae. The record is from RefSeq and is a predicted model, not a curated record. The coding region runs from base 1 to 558 and encodes 185 amino acids. The transcript is spliced from 2 exons.